AUGGGAGACCUGAUGCAGAGAAUUAUGGAAAUGAUUCAGGCUGAGCAAGCCAAAGGGUCCAAAAAUAAUGGUACUUCAAACUCAUUCAACAACCAUGGCAGUGGCCCCCAGGAUUUUAAGGGUGCAACCAUCAACAGUGGCCAGUAUGCUGGGGACCGUAGCAGAUAUGACCUCUCAGAGCACUACGAUGAACAGGUUCUUAAUAAUACUGGUACUUUCAAUGGUAAUGGUAACGGGGGCAGUAUCAAGGGUGGGUUUAACGCCUCAACUACGAACCGCUAUGGUCGCCGUUAUUAG
This is a messenger RNA of Sphenostylis stenocarpa, 297 nucleotides long. NCBI's taxonomy places the organism in Eukaryota, Viridiplantae, Streptophyta, Magnoliopsida, Fabales, Fabaceae. The record is from the annotation of a GenBank genome assembly.